AUGGUUAAUCAAAUUACUGGAAAUAAAUUACCAUCCAAUGGAGACUGCCUUCGGGUAUUAUUUCAUAACAUGCGUGUUGUAAAUUUAAAUUUAAAUGAUAGUUCGGGCCUUGUUGCUGAUGAAUGCUUAUUGUUUUGGAAAAAGGCAAGAAUACCUACUCAACAUCAUUGUGAUGUAGUUCGAAAAAUAAAAAAUGUAUAUGAAAGUUGGCGAAGCUUAGAUAAAAAUAAAACAAGAAAGUCUGCAACACAACAGUACAAUGAAAAAAAAUUUCAAAACUCAUUAAAUAAUUUGUUUGAUAUUGCCCACAAAGAUGCUUUCAAUAUAAUUAAAAUUGAAGAAGACAGGCAGUUUCUAACUUUACAAAGACAAGAAGGUCGUGUUGGGUAUAUGAUAGGUGUGGACAAAAAAUUAUGUGCAGUUGAAGAACGAAGAUUUGAGCGAGAGCAAAGGAGAGAAUUGUUCAAGCAAACAAACAUCGAUUAUGGAACCGGCCCAACUAACAGUGUUGAUGUUGUGGAGAGUAUAUCAAGCGAUGAUGAACGUGAUGUGCUUAACUCUAAAGAUUCCGAAAUUUGUGAAAGUAUUACAAUGCCAGUGAAAAAUAAACGAGACUAUAAAUCUGAUGAUAAGCAAGUGGCUGAGAUCGCUAUGAAAAAAUUUAUUAAUCACUUAUGGUAUCUUGGAGAAGAAACCGCUUGUUUUUCGUUAUUUGAUGACAGGAUUGAUAAUUAAAUAAAAAAACA
This is a messenger RNA of Sipha flava (yellow sugarcane aphid), 746 nucleotides long. RefSeq lists its product as uncharacterized. Lineage: Eukaryota; Metazoa; Arthropoda; Insecta; Hemiptera; Aphididae. The coding region runs from base 1 to 735 and encodes 244 amino acids. The transcript is spliced from 3 exons. The record is from RefSeq and is a predicted model, not a curated record.